Molecule: messenger RNA, 1267 nt
Organism: Dendroctonus ponderosae (mountain pine beetle)
Lineage: Eukaryota; Metazoa; Arthropoda; Insecta; Coleoptera; Curculionidae
Product: glycoprotein-N-acetylgalactosamine 3-beta-galactosyltransferase 1
Exons: 7
Coding region: 130-1161 (343 amino acids)
Cellular component (GO): membrane
Molecular function (GO): N-acetylgalactosaminide beta-1,3-galactosyltransferase activity
Source: RefSeq, a predicted model, not a curated record
UGAUAAGAAAAUUAAAUUAAAAACUCCAUAUUCUAACCGAAUGAGAGCGAUAAAAUUGAUUAUUCUGCUUUAGAACUGUGUAAGUUUAAGUGAAGGUGCAAGUAAUGUCAUCACUAUGCAAGUGUGCCAAUGAGCAUGUCGAGAAUACUACUGAUCCCAUUUGUCUGUAAGCCGUCUGUUCAAAUAUUCCUAGCCGGACUUAUUGUGGGUCUAACUCUGGGAUUGUUAAUCCUCUUUAUUAAAACGGACAACUCCAGGUCCAACUAUUUCAAAAACAUACAAGACUACAACAGUUAUUUCUCCGUUGGCAGAGGACACUCCGAAGCCGAUACCCAUCAUGCGAUGAUUAACACCACAUUAGCUGAUGAACUUUUUAGCAAAGUAAAAGUCUUGUGUUGGAUCAUGACGAGUCCUUCCAAUCACUUGCAGAGAGCAAUUCAUGUGAAGGCAACCUGGGGCAAGCGGUGCAAUAAGAUUAUCUUUAUGAGCUCUGCAGAAGAGCCCCUAUUGCCGACUGUAGUGCUACCUGUUACAGAAAAUCGAGAAAACUUGUGGGGGAAAGCGAAGGAGGCCCUCAAAUAUUUAUACAGGAAUUACUAUCAUGAAUAUGAUUGGUUUUUCAAAGCAGAUGAUGAUACAUAUGCGGUAAUGGAGAAUCUCAGGUAUUUGCUGUAUUACAAAAAUUCAUCUCAACCAGUGUAUUAUGGGUGCAAAUUGAAAGUCCCUGAUCACAAUUUCAACUACAUGAGCGGAGGUGCUGGCUAUGUCCUAAGCAAGGCAGCGUUACAAAAAUUCGUUAUAGAAGCUUUACCAGAUAUGUUGUGCAGACAGCAAAAUAAUGGCUUGGAGGACGUAGAAAUAGGAAAAUGCCUUCAAGCAGUUGGCGUAAACUUGGGCAAUUCGUUGGACAACGAGUACCGACAUCGGUUUACUCCAGUAUUUGUCAAUGAAAUGCUCGUCCCAGGAGUCCUCAAUGACGUCGAUUGGUAUAUGAAAAUGAUGUACAACCCUAAUAAAUUUGGGUUGCAAUGCUGUUCCGACAAUCUUAUCACCACACAUUACGUCAAACCGCAUCAGAUGUACCUCCUGGAAUACCUAAUUUAUCAUGUAACACCUUUUGGCAGGGCUUAUAAUCCCACUUUACUCCAACGCUUUACCUGAAAGAAUUAUAAUGAAGUGACGACACCGACUCGGAACCAGCCAAAUGACUGGAAUGAAUGUUUUUUAUAUGUAGCUUAUAUGGAAAAAUACAUUUUCAAACCUUGAA